Messenger RNA from Colletotrichum godetiae, 1479 nucleotides. RefSeq names its product Tannase/feruloyl esterase. Bases 1 to 1479 code for a protein of 492 amino acids. NCBI's taxonomy places the organism in Eukaryota, Fungi, Ascomycota, Sordariomycetes, Glomerellales, Glomerellaceae. The transcript has 4 exons. The record is from RefSeq and is a predicted model, not a curated record.
AUGUCGGCACUGUCUUGCGUCCCCGCCACGUUUGGGAAUGUCUCAUUGAUCGGGGCGGAGAUCCUUUCUCUACAGGCAAAUCUUGUCGCCAAUUAUACCAUCUCUGUCCCUUCUUCUGUUCGCUUCACACAGCCGUCAAUUGAAGUGCAGAACGCGAGCUUUUGCAACAUCACGGUAACCUACACGCACCCAGGUCAAGGUGAUAUCAUCACCUUCGAAUCUUGGCUCCCCGCAGAGGAAUGGAAUGGGCGUCUCCAGGCUGUCGGGGGUGGAGGUUGGGUUGCGGGUCGAAGCGACCCCUUUUAUAGCGCCAUGGGCGGAGCAGUUGGAGAUGGUUACGCAACAAUUACAACUGACGCUGGGCUCGGAAACUCUUUCGACGUAAGUUCUUGGGCACUCCUCAGCCCCGGAAAUGUCAACCUCUACAACUUGCAGAACCUUGCGUCUGUAUCUCUUGAUGACGGCGCAGUCAUUGGAAAGUCUCUUAUCAAGUCCUACUACGGUCGCGGGCCAGACUACUCAUAUUGGAAUGGCUGCUCCCAGGGUGGCCGGCAAGGACUUAUGCUGGCACAACGCUAUCCAACGCAGUACGAUGGCAUUGCCGCCGGUGCUCCAGGGCAGUACCCUCAUGCUUGCGAAGUCACGACCAUAGCAGCGGCCGCGGUCUCUGCGUGUGAUGAUCUAGAUGGUGUGAAAGACGGCAUCAUUGGAGAAGUCGACGCUUGUCUAGAUGCCUUCAAUCCUUUCGAUAUGGUGGGUGUGGACAGCAACUGCACGGGGGCACCUACAAUCAGUCAUGCUGCUGCAGCUGUUGUCAAUACUACAUGGCAGGGGAUGCGUGAUUCUCAGGGCCUGCAGCUGUGGCCUGGACUGAACCCUGGUACCGACCUGACUGUCGGCGUCGCGGCGACAAAUUGUACUCCAGGGCCCUGCAGAGGAGUCCCUUUGUCUAUCGCUACGCAAUGGCUUUCUCUGUUUGUCGCAAGGGAUCCAGGCAUUAACACUUCCAACCUCAGUCAUGUCGAGUUUGACUGGCUAGCACACCAAGGGCGGCAGAGGUACAACUCAAUCAUUGGCACCGAUGACCCUGAUCUCUCUGCUUUUCGGGAUGCAGGCGGCAAGCUCAUUACCUUCCAUGGCCUCGUUGACGAGCUUCUCCCUCCGAAGGGAAGCGUCAAGUACUACAGCAGAGUUUCCGAUCUAAUUCCGGAAGUCCACGACUUCUAUCGCCACUUCGAGGUACCCGGCAUGGGCCAUUGCUCUGGAGGAAGAAGCGGAGAGCCAACUAGUCUGUUUGAUCAACUACGCGCGUGGGUAGAGAACGGCACCGCACCAGACCACACACCCGUCAAUGUCACAAUUCCAGAAGGAGACGUACAGGGCCGCAUCGUGUGUCCAUACCCGCAAAAGGCCAUUGUUGAUUCAACCUGUGAUAGGGCGCUAGGAACACAAUGCUGGUCAUGUGAAGGCAAUUUGUAA